GUUGGCGGCCCACUCCCCCCUCCAUUUUCUGCACCUUCUGGGGCUAGGGUUCACCUCUGCGAUACUAAUAAGAAGCUUUGAACCGACCAAGAGAACCCUGCGGCGGUUCUCACGCGGCGGUCCGGCGACGGCGGCGGUCAACGGAGAGAAUCGAUGGCCUCGCCGGAAACUCCCGCACUGUACUCCGGAGUCCACCGGCAGUCCGCCGCCUUCCGCCUCAUGAAGCAAAUGGGAUGGGAAGAGGGUGAUGGGCUUGGCAAAGAUAAGCAAGGGAUUAAAGGAUAUGUUAGAGUAAAAAACAAACAGGAUAAUAAAGGUAUUGGUGUGGAUAACCCUUCUAACAAUUGGGUGUUUGACACCUCUCAAUUUGACAAUAUUCUUAAAAGAUUGAAAGUGCAAAUAGCUGAACCGGAAGAGAAAGGUAUUGUAAUAUUGAAUUGUUGGAUUGAAGCCUUUUUAUUAUCUCCAGUCAUAUUGGGAUUACAUUCAUUUGCAGAAGCUUUGGAAACGAAAGAAGUUUAUGUGAAAUCUGGAAAUGAUAGAUCAGAAGUGAAUCCAGUUCCUAAGGUUACCCGGCCACAGGGAAGGUAUAAGAAAAGAGAGAGCGGGAAGAUUGUGAAUGCAUAUUCAGAAAAGGAUCUUCAAGGAAUUCUUGGAAAUAAAGCUGAAGAAAAUUGCCAGGCAAAAAAAAAUCUAAAUAGUGAACCCACAUCAUUAGAAGCAUCUGAUUCUCUUAUUUUUCAAGAGGAAGUUGUGCAUUCUGGGACAGGCCUCAAAGAUGAAGAUGUGCACUGGUGGGGUCACAAACAUGGGUUUGUUUCAGGAGGUUUUCUUGGAACACAGUUUAUUCCUACUAAAUCCUGCCAAUCAGUAGAUUCUUGGUGUCUUGCUUUAAAUAAGCGGAAAAUGUUUGCCGAGGAAGACCAAGAAAACCUUUAUAAACUUGUUCAGGCUAAAGCUACAUCAGGAAAGCAGGGACUUGGCAUCAAGGAUCGGCCCAGGAAGAUUGCUGGUAGCCAUUGGAAAGGGAAAAAAACAUCAUUUGGUGACAAUGAUGAUGAAAAUUCUGCUGAUUCCAGUUGCUUGACAAAGCGUAAGCGGAGUGAAGAAGUGGAAGAGGGAGUUGAUGUUGAACCUAAGAUUAAGCUAAAAAAGCUGUGCAAACAGCUUCUGCACCAGGCUCCUUCUCGGUCACUGAAAUUGAAGCAGCUUAGAGUACUCGUUGAGGCACAUUCUGGAUCUAUCUUCUCCAACUUUUCUUCGAAGCAUGAUGCUCUUUCAUACUUGAAGGCAAAGUUAGAAGGCAGCAGGACAUUCCGUGUGGAGGGUAAAAAAGUGAGUCUCGCUUCAUGAAAGAGAGAUUUUGCCUAUCAUGAUGAAAAGAUUCUGUAACGAUUUCGCAGAUGAUAAUAUCCAGGGAUAGGGGGCCAGUUCUCGUGAUAUGUGGCACGGAUUGGAAGUCAGGACUCGCAAAGCUUUGGUAGUGAUAGGUUGUAGCAAGAGCCUCUUCGAAAGCAUGACUCAUGCGUAGCUUUUCUCUGCUUUUCUAUAGCGUAUGUUAAUUUCUAGUGGUGCUUCUCUCUUAACAAAGCAUUUUCUUCGGAUUCCUUCAAAAACAAAAAACAAACAUUUUCAUUGGAA
Messenger RNA from Elaeis guineensis (African oil palm), 1641 nucleotides. The record is from RefSeq and is a predicted model, not a curated record. Lineage: Eukaryota; Viridiplantae; Streptophyta; Magnoliopsida; Arecales; Arecaceae.